CAUCCAGAUAUACAGAAUGCCUAAGAUCCGUAGAAGCAGAAAACCUCCCCCAGAAGGAUGGGAACUCAUCGAACCAACACUAGAGGAGCUGGAAGGUAAAAUGCGGGAAGCUGAGACAGAUGGUCACGAGGGUAAGAGAAAGACUGAAACCCUGUGGCCGAUAUUUAAAAUCCAUCAUCAGAAAUCUAGAUACAUCUUCGACCUCUUCUACAGACGGAAAGCUAUCUCCAGAGAACUCUAUGAUUAUUGCAUCAAGGAGAAGAUCGCUGACCAAAACCUGAUCGCUAAAUGGAAGAAGCAAGGAUAUGAAAACCUGUGUUGCCUACGAUGUAUCCAGACUCGUGAUACGAACUUCGCCACGAACUGUAUCUGUCGUGUUCCUAAAACUAAACUAGAGGAGGGGAGGAUAGUGGAGUGUAUACACUGCGGGUGUAGAGGCUGCUCUGGUUAGAUCCUGGAGUCAACCUGGAUCCGAAAUAUCAAACCAGGCUUUUUGAUAAAUCAGAUUCGUAACCCUAGAAUCCCAGUCUAUUUGUUCAAUCCGGAAUUUUUAGUAUCCAAUCAGCAUUUUGAGAAUCCAACCCGGAUUCUGACAAAUUAACAAAAAGAAUUAAGAAUCCAAGCUGGGUUUUGAUUAUCCAAUCCGGAUUCUUACUAUCCAAUCCGGAUACUGAUUGAUCACAGCUUUUCCAAUCCAACCCUGGACUCAAUAAAUCCAAAUCUCCUGAAUAAACAACUCGGAUUCUAACCAUCUAUCAUUAUUCAAUUUCGCCCAACUUACAGAAGAUAAAUAUCAUUAAUUCGGAAAAUGUAAUUAUUUUGUUCAAGCAAGACCCUGGAUUCACUUAAAUACAAAAUUUUGACACGCUUGUGUUUCUCACUCGUCGCACAUCUGUGGUAUAGAAGUGUAUUUAAAAAUGUAUUUUGUACUUUGUUUUUUUCAGA
Eurytemora carolleeae is the source of this 945-nucleotide messenger RNA. It is a transcript of the gene l(1)10Bb, whose product is annotated as protein BUD31 homolog. The transcript is spliced from 4 exons. NCBI's taxonomy places the organism in Eukaryota, Metazoa, Arthropoda, Copepoda, Calanoida, Temoridae. Gene Ontology annotation, biological process: mRNA splicing, via spliceosome. The record is from RefSeq and is a predicted model, not a curated record. Gene Ontology annotation, cellular component: nucleus; spliceosomal complex. The coding region runs from base 17 to 451 and encodes 144 amino acids.